AUGCAAACAUACAUGCUUAGGCUCCUCAUUCAUGUUAUUAUCGGUUUGAUAAGUACGAUAACUAUUUUUGGUGCCGCCAUCAAUCAUCAAACAUCAUACGAUCUUGUUCAAGAUUUACCAUCAAAAUCUUCUCUUUAUCGUCAACAAGAAUCUCAUUUGCAAAAUGACAAUAGCGCACCAUUCUCGAAAUUGCGUUUAAAACGAUCACCGGUGAAAAAAUUCUAUGAAUUUGGUUCUAAACGAGCUUCUUAUGAUGACGGUGAAGAUGGAUAUAAUCUUGAUAAACGAUUCUAUGAUUUCGGAGUAAAAAAGCGUUUUUACGAUUUUGGAGUAAAACGAGCAAGUUAUAUUCCCACAAGUGAUUAUUUUUAUGACAAAAACAAUGAUUAUUCAAAAAGAUUUUAUGAGUUUGGAUCUAAACGAACAACCGAAUAA
This is a messenger RNA of Didymodactylos carnosus, 435 nucleotides long. The record is from the annotation of a GenBank genome assembly. Lineage: Eukaryota; Metazoa; Rotifera; Eurotatoria; Philodinida; Philodinidae.